Molecule: messenger RNA, 910 nt
Organism: Drosophila montana
Lineage: Eukaryota; Metazoa; Arthropoda; Insecta; Diptera; Drosophilidae
Exons: 2
Coding region: 587-880 (97 amino acids)
Source: RefSeq, a predicted model, not a curated record
UGAGUUUGUAUUUUGGAAACACAGCAUAAAAUCAUAUAGGGUAGCUUAACUAAAGUUGGGGGCAUUGAUUUGCAUUUGAGUAGUCCGGCAAACAAUAUACCAUAAAUAUAACCAAAUAAUCCACGAUCGAUAAAUUUAUACAAUGAAAAGAAUCAAUCAAGGCGCUAAGUUGGAUAUGGCGACAAGCGGAAAGACCGUGGUCGGACUCAGAGUCAGAGUCAGAGUCAGACUCAGACUCAGACUCUGACACGGAGCAGCGAUUGUUGUAAGGAACAAGUUCUCAUUGUUCUGCCCGAUUGAAUGGGCGUUCGUCUAGAAGAUGAGGCAGUCGAGCGUCAUUCAGAUACGUAUAUGCGUAUACGUGAAUUAAAUAUUUCAAUAAUAAUGCCAAACAUUUAAAUCCCUACCUUUGUACAAGCAAAAUUUACAUAACGCCAUUUUAUUUCGAUUGGGUUUUUCAAAUGCUGUUCUAUUUGUGUCUCCGGCCAGUUUAGCUGAUCUACUUUUGACAAGGUUCUCCGGCUGCUAUAUAAACGCGCCGACUGACCGAGCAAUUCAACACAAAUCAUUCAGUAAUCAAAUCAACAUGAAGUUCUUCCUUGCUUGCCUCCUGUUCGCCGCCUGCUUGGCCCUCGGCCAGAGCAGCGCCAUCUAUGGCAGCAGCUACGCAACAGUUCCCAUUGUGCGCAGCGUGCCCGUCGUCCGCCAUGUGCCCGUUGUGCGCCAUGUGCCCGUCGUGGAGUCCGUUGCCGUUCCCGUCGUCCACUCCGUCGUGCCACUGCACCGUGCCGCCUACAUUUCAUCCCCAUCUCUGCUGCGUGUUGGACAUGCCUACGAUGCGCCCCUCGCCUACGGCGGCUGGCUGAAGGAGAAGAAAUAAGCUUACCAGUCCCCUGGAACGCUACCGCUU